Physella acuta is the source of this 3744-nucleotide messenger RNA. RefSeq names its product forkhead box protein E4-like. The record is from RefSeq and is a predicted model, not a curated record. Gene Ontology annotation, biological process: cell differentiation; regulation of transcription by RNA polymerase II; anatomical structure morphogenesis. Gene Ontology annotation, molecular function: RNA polymerase II cis-regulatory region sequence-specific DNA binding; DNA-binding transcription factor activity, RNA polymerase II-specific. NCBI's taxonomy places the organism in Eukaryota, Metazoa, Mollusca, Gastropoda, Physidae.
UGUAGCUCAGUUACUCUUGGACCAGCAGACGUUAGGCAGACGUCAAAUUGUAUAGUUAGUUCACUGGACUUUUAUAUUGUAACAUAUUCAUUUUACUGCCACUGUUUCACAAACCAAUUGUAACAUAAAGUAUGCUGUAACUGUUGCUGUAACUUGGCACAAGAUUUGAAGACCCGACACAUCUAGAGAAGAUGGUGAACAUGGAGAAGCUGGAGAACUUUCUCUCUGUAACUGGACAGUACUCGUCACCUCAGGUCAAAGGUCAACACCCGUCAUGCAUGAUGACCAGCACGCCCAUCACGUCAUCCAACACGUACCACACGUCACCCGCUCUACAAGACACGUCAUCACAGUCAGGUUUGAGCAGAAAUUUGUUCAGCCACCUCUACAACUUUCCCAGCUCGGCGCUACAAGGAUUUGAGCUGCCAACCUUGACCUUUCCCAGCACACCAAAGAAGGUCAACGACUCCGCCGGAACUCUGGGCAGCGUCUCUCCACGCUCCGAUGAUUCGAACCCGAGUCACGAGCUGGCUGACGUCAAGCAGCCGGUCGGGCAGUCGAGUCACGAGGACGACACAUCAGCAGACGAGACGGGCGACGAGUGCAAGCUGGCGAGCGAGGGCCGAACGUUCGGUGACGUCAAGCCGCCCUACUCGUACAUCGCCCUCAUCACCAUGGCCAUCGAGAGCUCGCCCUCCGGUAUGAUGACCUUGAACCAGAUCUACAACUACAUCAUGGAGAAGUUCCCGUACUUCAAGGAGAACCAGCAGCGUUGGCAGAACUCUAUCCGACACAACCUCUCGCUCAACGACUGCUUCAUCAAGAUCUCCCGCGCCCCGGGGCGCCCAGGCAAGGGCAACUACUGGGCCUUGCACCCCAGCUGUGGCGACAUGUUUGGCAACGGCAGCUUUCUGAGAAGGGCGAAAAGAUUUAAACUUUCCAAAGCCAAGGGAAGUAGCCUCGAUAAUUAUUCGGCGCUACACAGUUACGCCCCUUACAACUUGUAUGGACACCACAGUGCCGGCUACAAAUCUUACCCCGCCAUCAACUCAAUGGCAUACGGGGCGUGGCCGCUGGCACCUGGCCAGUCCUACACGUACUCACCCAAAGACACGGACUGGGCUUCGGUCUACGGCGCCUACUACAACAGCUGCAUGGGCAACUCACAAGGGUUCGCCUCCCCCGCCCCCAGCCCUGUAGGCAGCAGCUCAUCUGGUACUAGUGCAGGCAGUGCCUCUUUAGGGCAUUCGCAGUUGAGUGGAGGCUCUUUAGGACAUUCGCAGUUGAGUGGAGGCUCUUUAGGACAUUCGCAGUUGAGUGGAGGCUCUUUAGGACAUUCGCAGUUGAGUGGAGGCUCUUUAGGACAUUCGCAGUUGAGUGGAGCUUCUUUAGGACAUUCUCAUGUGAGUGGCGCUACAUUGGGCUAUUCUUAUUUAAAUAGCUCUUCGUUCGGUGAAUCUCAAAUGAGUGGCUCAUCAUUAGCUAAUUCACACAUCAGUGGAUCAUUGCUUGGACAAUCACAUACAAGUGGCUCAUCAUUAGGACAAUCACAUACGAGUGGCUCAUUAGGGCUUUCACAUACCAGUGGCUCAUCGUUAGGGCUUUCACAUUUAAGUAGUCCACUAGGCCUGUCCCACUUAAGCGGUUCCACGUCACCAUCCAGCCUGACGUCAUCAAGCCUGACGUCACCCUCGAGUUUGACGUCAUCACACCACGAAGCUUACAGCAUGGCAAGCUUCCACCCCUCCUAUGUUGGAGGCGGCCAUUACUCAGGUUCGCAGAUUACCAACGCAUACAAUUUGUCCUCCACUACCGGAAGUGGAGCUUCCAAUAUGUACAUGCCACUCCAGCAGUCCUACUCCUGUGCCCAGUACCCCACACACGUUAGGACAUAAGGGGAGGAGUCUGGACUUAAAUGACAUGACAGAUCGAUCACCACGACAUCGAUGACAGCAUCUUACCUGGAGGUAUUUUGCUACUUUGUUACUUCAUGUGGUACUCGCCACGUUUGAUUGGAUUCACUGGUUACUUGCUCUUCUCGUGUUUAAACUUUCUAGUGCUUAAAGCAAGGGCAGGUAACCGUGAAAUUAAUUUAAUUCCCCAAUCUUGCACGAGUUACCCAUCCUAGACAAUUCAGGCUUUGUAAGCCGCAGAUGUUAGUCAGGGAGAUCCUAUUGUCUACCCUGAUUUUUAACUAAACUCAGAUUUUAGCCUUGUGUUCUGGCUUUUAAGACAAACUGUUAGAGUGAUAUUCAGGUCAGCUGGGCUUUCCGAUUUAUUUAACUGCAAUUUUUUUUCUACUCCAAGAACUUCCAAAGUAAUGUGCUACUUGUAGUUUUGUUUUAGUUUUCUUUAUUUUGCUUAACUUAGUCACAUUUGAAUUAUUUUUUUUUUUACAAAUUGCAUCACUCUAGUUAAAAGCUGUUUAUACACUGCUCCAAAUAUGACAGUCACCGUAGAAAACUAUGUAGGUUAGCAAGUAAAUCAAAUACGAGUCUACAAUAAACCAUAAAUAUAGAUAAGAAAUUGUAAACGUUUGAACUAUACCUACCCCAUCAAAAUACCCAUUCUCUCAACUUAACGCAACACCCACAAACGCUUUUUCCCAUCCAUCCCAUUUUAUUGUAAUCAGUUGUUUGCUAGUUUUAGAAAAGUGUCACGUGGUCUCUCUCUAGCGCUCCUUGCUGUGUCUACAUAUUGCACGUGUUUGCAUCCCUGUCACAUUAGAGCCUGAACACGUGGCCAUCUUCACUAGUACAUCGUGGCCACAAUUCCAGCAUACCAUGGCCACAGUUCAGACACAUGGCCACAUUUCAGUCACAUGGCCACAGUUCAGUCACGUCAAUGUCACAUCUCAGACACAUUAGCGCCACUACUAAAUACAUAGCAAUAUCAGGUACAUUUCAGUAAUUAUGGCCACACCUUUAGCACAUUAUGGCCACACUUUUGGCACAUUAUGGCCACACCUUUAGCACAUUAUGGCCACAUCUUUAACACAUUAUGGCCACAUUAUAGAACAUGGCUACAAUUUUUAGCCAAUCAUGACCACAUUUCUAGAGUAUCAUGGUCACAUCUUCACAUCAUGCCCAGUUUUCUAGCACAUCAUGACAACAUAUAGUAGAUGGCCACAUCAAUAGCACAUCAUGGCCACAUCAAUAGCACAUCAUGGCCACAUCAAUAGCACAUCAUGGCCACAUCAAUAGCACAUCAUGGCCACAUCAAUAGCACAUCAUGGCCACAUCAAUAGCACAUCAUGGCCACAUCAAUAGCACAUCAUGGCCACAUUUCAGUCACAUCAAGACCACAUUUCAGUUACAUCAUGACCACAUCUAAAUGACACAAACACGCACCACAAUCCACCUUUACAGAUUGACGUAGUCAGCCACUAGCUAGCCAACACCUGGUCUACCUUGAUGCAGUUGGUCGUUCGCAUCAAAAGUACAAGCCUCAGGUCAUUCAUUGUAGCAUUAGCUAACUAUUGUAGCAUUCGCUAACUAUUGUAGCAUUCACAAACUAUUGUAGCAUUAGCGAACUAUUGUAGCAUACCCAAAAUAUUGUACCAUACCCUACAAAAUUGUAGCAUAUAAAAGCCCGACAUGAAAUAGGUCCAGUGAAAAUUGUAUUAUGUUUAUUGUACAAUGUUGCAUGCUCAUUAUUUUACCUAUUGUACAAUGUUAAUUAACAUGAACGCAAAUAUUUCCCAUAUUGUAAAAUGUUACUGUUUGAAUAAAGAUUUUUAAAUUG